Molecule: messenger RNA, 423 nt
Organism: Cynara cardunculus var. scolymus (artichoke)
Lineage: Eukaryota; Viridiplantae; Streptophyta; Magnoliopsida; Asterales; Asteraceae
Exons: 1
Coding region: 1-423 (140 amino acids)
Source: RefSeq, a predicted model, not a curated record
AUGGCCCUUAUGUUCCCACUACAUUUUUUUGCUCGUACUCCUACUGCUGGCGAUACUGUCAAAGUACCUGUCAGGAGAGUUCCCAAGCUUCGUCGAGAUUGGGACGAUGAGGACAAGCACAGAGUGGAGGUGGAUCAAAAAGCCAAAAGGCUUUUGAUUAUGUCACUUCCGAAUGAGAUAAUUCAAUCCCUAGACGUAUGUGAGUGUGCCAAAGAUCAAUGGGAUCAAUUGGCAAACCAGCUGGAAGGAGGGAUCAAGAUGAAGAAAAAUCGUCGGGCUCAAUUCUUAAAUGAGUACAAUAGUUUCCAAGCGCUUCCUGAUGAGUCUUUAGAACAAAAUUAUCAUAGAUUCAACAUGCUGAUCAACGAGUGUCGCAAAUAUGAUGUGAUCAGAACCCAAGAGGAGAACAAUAUGCUCUUUUAG